Messenger RNA from Penicillium egyptiacum, 585 nucleotides. Lineage: Eukaryota; Fungi; Ascomycota; Eurotiomycetes; Eurotiales; Aspergillaceae. The record is from the annotation of a GenBank genome assembly.
AUGUCCAUCAUGCCCCUUUGUUGCAACUUUGCAUGGGAGAUUGUCUAUGGCCUGAUUUAUCCCUCCAAAAAUCGGCUUGAACGGGGAGUGAUCGUUUUCGGGUUGGUCAUCAACUUUGGCAUUAUGUAUGCCGCAGUUCUCUUCUCGCCACGAGAAUGGACCCAUGCGCCACUUGUGGAGCGUAAUCUCCAUUGGAUUUUUUGCAUCGGAAUCAUCGGCUUCCUCACUGGGCACCUCGCUCUCGCCGCUGAAAUCGGCCCUGCGCUGUCGUACUCCUGGGGCGCGGUUGUGGCUCAGCUUAUGCUGAGUGUUGGCGGUCUCUGUCAGCUUCUCUGUCGUGGAAGUACCCGUGGUGCUUCCUACACUCUAUGGUUUUCUCGAUUCUUUGGCUCUUAUUGCGUGAUGGGGUUCGCAAUUCUACGUUGGAUGUAUUGGCCGGAAUCAUUUGCAUGGCUUAAUAGUCCCCUCGUGCUGUGGAGUGUGGCCGUUUUCUUAAUAGUGGAUAGUUCUUACGGGCUAUGUUACUGGUAUGUUAAGCGGUACGAGGAGAGUUGUCGUACGGCACGGACAGAAAAGGUCAAAUGA